AUGUCAUCUCCAAUUGAAGUGCUCAUCUUCGGUGCCGGCGCCGUGGGAGCUUUCUAUGGCUCUCGUCUCGCUCAAGCACCAAACGUCCACGUAUCCUGCGUCUGCCGCUCAAACUACUCCGCCGUGUCCAGCAAUGGCUUCCACGUAACUUCACCGCAAUACGGCGACUAUAGUUGGACACCUACGCGUGUGUUCCCGAACCCGAAAGAGGCAGAGAAGAGUAAUGUGCGCUGGGACUACAUCGUUGUCAGUACAAAAGCGUUGCCGGACGUUAGCGACGACUCGAAGCAGUUGGAAGGAUUGGUGAAAGACAAGACGGCGAUUGUUCUGAUCCAGAACGGACUGGGUGUUGAAGAGGGAUAUGCGAAACGCUUCCCUUCUGCAGCAAUCCUGAGUGCCGUCACGGUCAUCAGUGCUGCCCAAGAACAACAUGGCGAGAUCAAGCACAACCGCUGGACGCGCAUAAACAUAGGUCCUUACCUUCCCUCUGGCCCUUCGUCCCAAGCAGAACAGCAGAAUGCAAAGUUCGCAGAGCUGUUGCAACAGGGAGGUGUCAAAGAUGCAGAAGCCUAUACACAUGCCAAACUCCAACUCGUGCGUUGGCACAAACUCGCCAUCAAUGCAUCCAUGAACCCCAGCAGUGUCCUUAGCAAUGGUAGUACGAACGCCGCCAUGGCUUUGGACCCAGAACUAUCUCAUCACCUACACGCGACUAUGCUCGAGAUCCUGACCACAGCACCAAAGAUCAUCGGUCAAGACUUCCCACGAGAGUUCGCUUCCGCAGACAAACUGCUCGCAUCAACGAGGAAGAACACGUCUGGCUCAAGACCGAGUAUGUGGCUGGAUUGGGAAGCGGGCAAGAAGAUGGAACUGGAAGUCAUACUUGGCAACCCGAUACGGAUUGCUAGAGAAAAGGGGUUCGAGAUGCCGAGGCUGCAGACAUUGUACGCAUUAUUGAAGAUGGCGCAGACGAACAGAGACAAGCAGGCAGAUGGCAAAGCCAAGGCAAAGCUGUGA
Molecule: messenger RNA, 1017 nt
Organism: Aureobasidium subglaciale EXF-2481
Lineage: Eukaryota; Fungi; Ascomycota; Dothideomycetes; Dothideales; Saccotheciaceae
Exons: 1
Coding region: 1-1017 (338 amino acids)
Biological process (GO): pantothenate biosynthetic process
Cellular component (GO): cytoplasm
Molecular function (GO): 2-dehydropantoate 2-reductase activity
Source: RefSeq, a predicted model, not a curated record